UGCUGUCAGCAGGAAGUGAAGGGGGGGAGGUGACAGAGAGCAAAAGAGAAAGGGAACGCUGGAGAGAGAGAGCUCAUUCACUUCAACCACAGCUGACAAAAAAAACCUACAAAGUGCACCGCAGGAUUUUGAAAGAUAUGACUUCAUUACAGGCUGGACAAAGAGCUCUCUCCCUUUCUGCCAAUGUGAUAAUGGCCUCCACCACUUUUAUAAAAGACACAGGCUGCACUGGUAUCCUGCGCCUCCUCCUAUUAGGAAUACUUCUGCCAUCUGUAUUGGUGUCAGGCCAAAGUUCUGGUGUCUCCACUGUUGCAUCCGCAGCCGCAUCCACCAUCACCACUGAAGCCACAACAACCACUAGCACCACCACCUCUGAAAGCACAACAACCAGCACCACUACACAGCCCCCCAGCUCUACCACCGCCAUAGCCACAGGAAGCACAGCAACCUCAACUACCAUCCAGCCCAGUCCUAUGACAACCACUGCCAGCACAGCAACCACCCAGUCUGCCACCUCUGGAGUUGGUUCAGUUGCCAUGACCCAAUCCAGUACCACCAUGAUGGUCUCAGGUUCGACCAGUUCAUCUUCCUCCAUGACUUCUGGUUCCUCAACUUCAACGAUCAACUCCACUGGUAACAUGUCUGGAGUGAAUGGAACUACUAUGUCAAAUCUUACUUCAAUGAGCAUGAUAUACUGUCCCUCAUUCAUGUGUAACUACUCAGACUGCUACACAAUGUACACCAGUCAGAAUGCCACUUCAUGUGCUGCUGGUGCCUAUUGUCAGCUGUUAAGACAGAUGGACAUGUGCUACAUUGUGAGCUGCAGUGCCUCUUGUGCUGAUAGCUGCUUCAAAGCCUCUCAGACCAACUGCUCUGUGGACUGCUGCAAUUCUACUGGAUGCCUCAAUAGCAGUUUUGCAUCCAUGAUGAUAACAACCACAGUAAUUGCAACCACAACAACAACCACGCCAGUUCCUAAAACGACUGCCAUCAGUCCGCAAACAACAGCAAACAAGGGAAACAAAUGCCACAGUGGUGUAUGUACUGGUACAGAUUGCUACACAGAUUUUAGAAAAUCAGCGCUUCAAACAUGCUCCUCCUCACAGCCACACUGUCAGCUGACAAAAGAAACUGUGAAUACCAACUUGCAAUGGACAGCAGGUUGCACCACCAACUGUUCUACCAAAACCCCAUGCAAGGCCUCUACACAACCUCCAUGUCAUUUGGAGUGCUGCAACGCCACUAUGACCUCCUGCCUAUGGUUGAAUGGCACCCUGAAUGUCCCCUCUUUCGCCACAAGAGGUCCUCAUCUUAACACAGAAUUGAUUGCUUCUUUACUUUGCCUGCUUGCCAUCACUUUGCUGCUGUAAGUGACUGAGUACAAUCUUGCUCAGCUGCUGUGCGGGUCAUUAGGUAACCAAAACUUUGUGUAACGCCCAGUCCCUCUAGACAAAAAAAGCUUAGCAGUGCAGAGGUUAACACUACUUCAUAUACACUCAUUUAUCUCACUGAUAUUCAAACGUGAUUGUACUGUAUAUAUGUAUGGAAUUGUGUAAAGCCUCAGUUACAAUGUUGAUUUUCUUUCUUGUUUUAUUAAAACUUCCCAAUCACGUUUUAUCUCUGGUUCAAGACCAAUGAAAAAUGGCUUUGAACAGUAUUUCUAAAUGAAAAACUAUAUCAAAACAUGCCAUAAGCAACUCAGUCUUCACAUGACUUCACAUUUAGGGUGCAAAUCACCUUUACAUUCAAUAAUAUGAUAUAUUAAAAUGAAGUUUGUUCUCAGUGAAGUUUUCAUAACUCAUUUUAAAUUGCUACACAACUUGUAAUUUGUUUUAGCCAUGACCUUGCCCACAACUGUAAUUGAAUUCAGAUAGUGUCUUCCUAAAGAAAGCCAAAAACUGUUUUGUUUGUGCAUUCCCACUUGAAUGGGUAAGUGAGCCUAAACUCAACAUCUCUGUUAAUGUGGUUGUAAAUGUUUUAUUACCAAAACCUCUCCCUAGAUUUUCACCUCUUCAAGCCAUUGUGAGAGUGACGCAGCUAUGACUCUAUAUGCACUUUAUGAAACAAAUGUUUGAGCUGUUACAGGGUGUUGUAAAGGUUUUCUGUAGAUGUAAUCAUAAUAAAAUGUGCAAUUUAGUA
Molecule: messenger RNA, 2139 nt
Organism: Siniperca chuatsi (mandarin fish)
Lineage: Eukaryota; Metazoa; Chordata; Actinopteri; Centrarchiformes; Sinipercidae
Product: integumentary mucin C.1
Exons: 10
Coding region: 138-1370 (410 amino acids)
Source: RefSeq, a predicted model, not a curated record